AUGCAGUUCACAUUUGCUCUGUUUCGUUCAAACUCCCUUUACUUAUGUGAAAACACGACUUUUUUUUUCUCACGCGCUAUCAAAACACAAUCUAGACGGUAUCGUCACAUUCUCUCUCAAUCGUCAUUCUUUCUCUCUCUUUUGUUGCUCUCUCGCUUUCACUCUCGUCAAUCUCUCCCUCUAAAUUUUCUCUUUUUCUUUCUCUUACAUUCUCUCUCUCUCUCUCUCUCACUCUCUCUCUCUCUCUCUCUCUUUCUCUCUCUCUCACUUACAUCUGGUUACAUCGUCGUUCUGUUUCUUUUUUAUUUUCAUUUGUGUUCUUGUCACUAUCUUUUUGGCAAACUCUCUUUUACAUUAUCUUUCUGCUUAUCCCUCUUUCACUCCCUCCUCCUUUGUUUCUGUCUCUCUAUAUUUCUUUCUCUUUCUCUCUUUAUUUGUCUUUCUAAGUCUCACUCUCACUCUCUGUUUUUCUCUAUCUCUCUGUCUUUAUCUCUCUCUUCAUUCUCCUUCUGUAUUAAUCACUUUUUAUACUCUCUCUCUCUCUCUCUCUUUUUCCACAUUACAUGGUGUUCCUGUUUCUUUUUUAUUUUAAUUCCUAUUCUUGCCACUAUCUCAUUGUUUUUCUCUCUUUCUUUCUCUCAUUCUUUGUUUUUCUCUCUUUCUCUUUCUUUCUUUGUAUGUCUUUCUCUCACGCUCAAUCUCCCUCUCCCUCUCUCUCUUUUUCUUUAUUCUCUGUUUCUCCUAUCUAUUGAUCCAUCUGUUUCUUUCUUUCCGAUUAUAUACACGUUUUCCUUCUUUCUUUCUACCUUCUAA
Acanthosepion pharaonis is the source of this 813-nucleotide messenger RNA. Lineage: Eukaryota; Metazoa; Mollusca; Cephalopoda; Sepiida; Sepiidae. The record is from the annotation of a GenBank genome assembly.